Molecule: messenger RNA, 1254 nt
Organism: Closterium sp. NIES-65
Lineage: Eukaryota; Viridiplantae; Streptophyta; Zygnematophyceae; Desmidiales; Closteriaceae
Source: the annotation of a GenBank genome assembly
AUGCCGCAAAGGCUGGGUCUUCUCCUUGUGUUAGCCCUAGCUGUCUUGUUCGAUUUCUAUAGACAGCACUUCCACCUCCUGGCCGCUAGCGCGGCUGUGCAGUGGAUCACCAUGCAGGGCAUCGCUGCAGAAUCGGACUCCGCGCAGCGCGCAAAGCGCGAUCGCCUCCAGCGUGCACGCAAAGCGCGCCGUGCCCGCCGUAUCUCGGAAUGGAUGGACGACCUGCAGGUGAUGGACGACGACGACUUCAUCAACAUGUUCCGCAUAUCGCGAGAGGUGUUGGCGGAGAUUACUCCCGCGAUGGCUCAGCCUAUGAGCCAUUUCGUGGAUCGUUACGGCAUCCCGGUGGAGAUGUGCUGCUUGAUUCCGAUCAAGUAUUUCGCCUCUGCAAUGCCGUACAUAGACAUGGCUAUCUACUUCGGCAUUCCUAAGUCUAUCCUGCACAAGAUUGUCGAUGCUUUUCUCUUGCAUUUCCCACGGCGGUUCAAACGGACGUGGGUACGCUUCCCAACAUAUGACGAGAUGGAGGACAUGGCUGCUGACUUUAAAGCGGUUAGGGGGCUGCCAAACGUCAUAGGCGCUAUUGACGGCACCCACAUCGAGAUCAAGGGAUUGGAGAAUCACCGGCAGGAGUAUUACAACCGCAAAGGCGUCUAUUCCACGCAGCUACAAGUUACAUGUGACAGCAAAGGCUACAUCUGGGACUAUGUUGUAGGGCAUCCUGGCUCCAUGCACGACCAGGGCGUCUUCCAGCAGUCUGACCUGCAUGCACGACUCGAGCGAGGUGACAUUGCGCCUUUCCAGAUUGUGGGCGAUGCAGCAUACCCGCUCCGCGACUACUGCCUCACACCAGUCAACGCCUCGCGCAGACGCCUCAUGAAAAGCUGGGAGCAGACGUACAACUACGUCCACUCCGCAACCCGCAUGGUCGUUGAGCGGACAUUCGGCGCACUCAAACAGAGGUUGCCCGCGUCGUUGGCGAUGGCAGGUGGUUGUGCAGGUGCAGGUACCGUCGCCGGUAGAGGCGGUGCUGGAGGGGGUCGCCACAUCCCCGCCGCCAUGUGUAUUGCGGCGAUGAGCAGCUGCACGGUGUCGCUCAGCUGCCUCAUGGCUUGCCCGUUGCACGCAUUCAGCGUGUCGGAAAUCACCUUGGCGGCCGCCAUGGUCGCCGUCUCGUUCACGCGUGAACGCCGUGCCGGUACGGGGCUGGGCGUGGCUGGGAAGGGGGGGCAGGGCCGGGAGGUAGACAUUUGA